AUGGCGAUCGAGAACGCCGGCGGAACCGAGCGGACGGAGGAGAGCCGAAGGGACGUCUUGAAGGGCAAGACCGUCUCGGAGCUGUGGGCGAUGGAGAACAACAACAAAGGCGAGGACACGCGCGACGACGACGAGGACGAGGCGGGCGUGACGGGAUACGAGUACUGCUGCGGCGGGGCGAAGGACGUGGCUGAGAGGGACGAGGCGGGGAAGGAGGCGGAUACCGCGGAGGAGGAUGAACUCAUCGAGGUCGUGGACCCGGAGCGUCAGGCGAGGCAACUUCAGAAGGUGAUAAAGCAAAUUGAGAUUUCGUCGCGGUACGAGCGAGUGCGGGCCGUCACGAAGCCGCUGCCGGAGUUUCGCGCGGAGGACGUGGAGGAACCGGAGUACUACUCGCACGCGGCUGGGGACGAACGGUUCUGGGAUGAAGACGAGUUCUCCGUCGAGGCUGAUCCCGCCGGGUCCGAGUUUGGGGACGAGGACGAGGAGAGGUACGCGGUGCUUGGGGACUUCGAGUCGGCGCACGACUUGGCCACGCCGUGG
Molecule: messenger RNA, 543 nt
Organism: Micromonas commoda
Lineage: Eukaryota; Viridiplantae; Chlorophyta; Mamiellophyceae; Mamiellales; Mamiellaceae
Exons: 1
Source: RefSeq, a predicted model, not a curated record